Messenger RNA from Drosophila innubila, 4119 nucleotides. It is a transcript of the gene swm, whose product is annotated as zinc finger protein swm. The transcript is spliced from 6 exons. Gene Ontology annotation, biological process: mRNA processing. The record is from RefSeq and is a predicted model, not a curated record. Gene Ontology annotation, molecular function: RNA binding; metal ion binding. Gene Ontology annotation, cellular component: nucleus. NCBI's taxonomy places the organism in Eukaryota, Metazoa, Arthropoda, Insecta, Diptera, Drosophilidae. The coding region runs from base 381 to 3755 and encodes 1124 amino acids.
UCAGUGUGCGAUAUGCAGCCAACUCGUCUACCAAGCAACCUUGCGCGCAGCAAUAGUGCAGUGAAAAAUACAAAAAUAACUAUUUAAAACUGUAAUUUGUUGUAAAAAACUAUUGCAUAAGUUAAAUUUAGUGCAUAAGCAUUCUAGCUAAAAUUGUACAUAUAGUUUAAAUCAGUAAACUCAAACAAUCAAAAACCCUCACAAGCCCCUGUGGUGGGUAGACAGAGACAGAGACAGCGAAGCAGAGCAAGCGGCAGAGGUCAUAUUAAAAAUAAGUAUAUUUUUGGCCCUCCUACAUAACAACAACAAGAAAAACUACCACAACAGAACACAGACCAACGCAAUCAAAGGAAGUACAACAUUUGGAGCCAUCUAACAAAAUGAUUUUGGAAAACUCGGAUAAGCUCAAAGAUUGGCUAAGCGUUGUGCUCGAGCCACUAUGCGAUGCUGACUCCUCGGCUUUGGCACGCUACGUAAUUGCGCUGCUGAAGAAAGACAAAUCGGAUAAGGAUCUCAAACGCAUCAUGAUUGAGCAGCUGGAUGUGUUUCUCUCCGAGGAGACGACACGUUUCGUCGAUCGCCUGUUUGAUGCCAUUGCCAGUGAGGAGUAUUUAACCAUGCCUGCUCCAAUGCCAGUGACAGCGGCGUCGUCUGCUGUUGUCGAGCUGGAUCUGGAUCAUGAUUUGGACGGUGUGGCCGAUAUUGAGGCUGUAUUGGCUGCAGCCUCGUCGCCGCCUCCACCCCCGCCAAAAGACAUUGUGAUAAAGCCCGAAGGCAAUCAGCAGCACCAACAACAACAAAUCAACAACGAAAGCAGCAGGGAACCCGCGUCCGAAUCGCAUUCACAGCCUUCGAUCCAACCCAGCGCCGGCAGCAGCAGUGCCUCGAUUGUCACAGAUGCAAAUACAGGAGGCACACACAGCACCAAGCCAGCCUUCGAUCACAAAACCAAAGACUCUCACAGCAGCAGUGGCAGCCAUCACCAGCAGCAGCAGCAACAGCUAACACAUCAUCACCAACAGAACAGCGUCGGCGGCAGCAGCAGCAGCGGUGGAGGAGCGGCUUUUGUGCGCAGCGCCAGUCCACCAAUCAGGAGCUCGGGAGGUGGUAGCGGCGCUGCUGGUAGUGGUGCCUAUGCAGCAGAUAAGGAGAAUCAACCGCGUGACAGCCGCCGCCGUCGCGCUUCCUUGCGUUCCCGCUCACGUUCCCGGUCACGAUCCAAUGAUCGCUCGUUUAGGCGAUCGCGCUCUCGGGAUCGUCGUAUCAGCGAGCGUGAGAAAAACCAACGUCAGUUUCGUAAUAAAUCACCGCCAGGUGGUGCCAGUGAACAGCGGCAUCGGCGAAACAACAACAACGGCAACAACAAUUUUGAUAGACGUCGCAUUGGGAGCAAUAACAAUAUGGAUGACCGCAGCCAGCGCUUUGGCGGCGGCAGUAAGGGACAGGGACGUCACUCACCGCGCAGUCGCUCCAAUUCCCCAGAGACGCGCAGCACUCGACGUGGCAACAACAUGGAAGCCGUGGCCUGCUCUUCUGGGUCGGCAGCAUCGGCGGCACCUGUGCCACCUCCCAUGGUGCAUCCAGUGGCUGCAAUGGCACGCCAACGUUGCCGCGACUUUGAUGAGAAGGGUUACUGUGUGCGGGGCGAGACGUGUCCCUGGGAUCAUGGCAUCAAUCCAGUUGUUUUUGAGGGCAUUAACAAUUCAGCCCUGAUGAUGUCCAUGCGCGAGUACAAUCCAGAUGCUCCAGAGAUUUGGGCACGUGGUGGUCCAGCCGGAGUGCCAGGAGUUGCUGCAGUCGGUGCUGGCAAUCAACAACAGCUGCCAGUUCCACCACAGCCGGGUCAGACAAACAUAAAUCCUUUCAGUGGCAAUGUACGCGCAUGUGCUCCCUUGGGCGUGCCCAAUCCAGCUGACUAUGCACGAAAUCCUGGCCAGCCACCAGUGCCCGGUCCACCGCCGAUGAUGCCAUUUCCCUUCAAUCCUACAGCUGUGACAACGCCACUCCAGCGUCAACUCAUACCCAUUCCCGUGAUGGAUGGCGGGGCUGGAGGUUGCGGUGGUGGCAUUGCCGCCGACAUGGGCAAACGACGCUUCGAGCUGGAGGAUAGCGUGGCCAUUGCUGAUGUGCCCAGCAAGAUGCGCAAGGUACCCAUCAACAGUCGUUUAGGGCCGCGUGUCAAUCCCAAUAUGCAACAGCACAAUAGCUCUCUGGAACUGCGCAAGGUGCCGCGUGGCUUGAACACCAUUGCCCAUCUGAACAAUCAUUUUGCCAAAUUUGGUAAAAUUGUCAACAUCCAAGUGUCAUACGAGGGCGAUCCUGAGGCGGCCAUUGUCACAUUCUCCACACAUGCGGAGGCGAACGUGGCAUAUAGAAGCACCGAGGCGGUGCUCAACAAUCGUUUUAUCAAAGUCUUUUGGCACAACGACAACAACAGCGGCACCAACAUGGGCAACAACAAUGUCAACGCCAACAACAGCAACGAUGGGGGAAAUGUGAAUAUGAAUCGCAAGAGUCAAUAUCAUUUGCAUAAUGUGCCCGCAAUGCCCACGCCCAAUGCAGAUAGCGCCAAAAUCAGCAACAACAACAACAACAACAAUGCAAAUCUGACCACGCCCCUCACCGAAACAGGCAGCACUAACAAUGCGACAACAGCGCCCACAUCGGAUCAAGCAAUGGCAAGCACAGCAGCGCCAGCCUCGAUGCGAUUGAAGCUGAAUGUGAAUGCCGCGAGCAAUGCAGCGGCGAAUGGCGCUGGACGUGGACUGACGCCAGCGGCAAAUGCGGCAAGCAUACGAAAGAAGCAGGAGGAGCAGCAGAAGGCGAUGCAUCAGCUGGCAAAUGGGCUGCGCAAGCGUAAACAGGAGUUGCUCCAAAGCUAUGUGAAGCAAAUGAAGACGGCACUGGAACUAGUCGAACGCAUGGAUCAGCAGGACGCACAGCGUGCGCCGACGCUGGAAACGAUCAAAGUGCUUCAGGCGACCAUUGAUAAGCUGCGCAAGGAUGUGCACGCCGAUCAGGAUCAGAUGCAGGCGCAAAUGCAACAGCAGCAGCAGCAACAACAACAACCACUGCCUGUCAAGAAAACCAAAGAGCAACAAAAGAAGGAGCUGCUCGAUAUGGAAUUGGAACUAAUUGCCCAGCAGCAGGAGGGUAAUGAUACCACAGCCAUACAGAAACGACUUGAGGAGCUGCAGCGCACGCUCUCCGCAACAGCCGGUGGUGGCAAUUUGUCUGGUGGUGGCGCAAAGCCUCUUGGUGGAGGUGCACGUAAACGUGCCACGUUUCCCGAAGGCUCCACCCGUGUUGAUAGGCGACCGAAAGCGAUUGUCGUCACUGGCUUUGCCGCCGAGGAAGCCGAUUUUGUGCUGGGUCACUUUAAGCAUUUCGGCGAGAUAUCCAAACACGAUGUUGACCGUGAAAUUCCACAAUUGAUACUCUCAUACGCUACACGCAUCAAUGCUGAGCAAGCUGUGCUCCGUGGAAAAAUGUACAAAGACAAGCGCCUACAGAUAUCCUGGGCACCCGUUGUGACGACGCCUGCAGCAGUUCCAAUGGGUGCACCGGCUGAUAAGAUGCCCAUUGCUGUUAUUUCACCUCUGAAUGCUGCUGAUGAUAAGAUGGAGAAUCCAAAGCAAUUGAUGCAGUCGGUAAGCGAGAGUGAGUCGAUGUUGGGCAGCGACACAUUGCCUGAGCUACGUCUGGAGGAUGAGGAAGAGGAUGAGGAGUCUGAGGAUCGUUCCUGGCGUCGUUGAUGCAACGCCCCGCGCACAUCCUAGUGGGUGGCAAGCUCCAUGUGGCUCAUAUUCGUUAGGAAAAGCAUUACUGUAUUUCUAUUUGUUGUUAUAUUCUUUACCUAAAACUCUGCACGUAUACAUUCAUAUACAAAAUAGAUGUGUAUGCAUGCAAGGGAAACAUCGUUAAUUGUAUACAAAAAAAAAAACAAAACGAAAACGCUAAUAUUAUGUACAAUAUUUUAAACUAAAUGGCAAACAGCAUCCCCAAAGCUCGCCUAUACCACAAAUUACACACAGGACAUUUAAAACUUUUGGUAGCUCUACUGCUAAUCCUAAUGGAAUAUAAUCUAUAAAGGUCUUAAAUUAAACGCUCUUACUAUUA